Messenger RNA from Cylicostephanus goldi, 2877 nucleotides. NCBI's taxonomy places the organism in Eukaryota, Metazoa, Nematoda, Chromadorea, Rhabditida, Strongylidae. The record is from the annotation of a GenBank genome assembly.
UUGUGCUUCAAGUGCCAGGGGGCACAUCACACGUCGUGCUGCUUUAAGGCCACAACAACCCAACAAGGGAGAAGCUGGUCUAACAAUAAACAGCCGAAAGAAGAAACUAAAAGAACAAGACCUCAGCGAGAGGUUAACAUAGUGGGUUCAGAAGGAGCGGAAACAAGAGAAACCGCUAUACUUCAAGUCAACUCAGCAUUCCAGAAGUUGGAAGAAACAUUUCUUCCCACAGGUGAAUUAACCGUCCUGGACCCAAAGACCAACGCUUUGAGAAAAAUAGCGGUAUUGUUGGACACAGGAGCCGAAAUCUCAUUUAUAGACAGCACACUAGCUCAGGAACUGCAACUUCCAAUAACAGGAAAAACCAAGUUGCACCUUCACACUUUCGGUUCCAACGAAGUAUCUGUGAAGGACUGCCGGCAAGUGAAACUGGAUGUUUGGGAUGAUGAGGGACAACAAUGCUCAUUGAGUCUUCUCACGCAUGAUAUUCUGACGAAGGCGUGCACAACACCAGAACUUCAAGAUGAGGACAUCCAGUUUAUCAAACAACGAGGCCUAGUUAUUAAUCAUCCCAAACAGUCGGUGAAGCCAAAGAUUCUUCUGGGUGCUGACCAACUCUGGCCAUUUAUACGGCCUAACGCAAGCCAUAUUCGCCUUCCUUCCGGAUUGUACCUGCUGUCAACAAGGAUGGGAUUUCUGCUCACAGGACAGCCAAAAGGACCAUCAACGAUAAAGACAAAACUAGAGCAGGAAGAGGACAGGUGGAAUGGAUACUGGAGCUUAGAAGCCCAGGUAAACACCAUCGAGACAGUGACAGAGGAGGAGAAACAAAAUGAACAAGAUCUUUGGGAGCAAUUUUGGAAACUGGAUGCAGCCGGAACAGAAGAAUUCGGAAAGGCGGAAAAAACACAGCAAGCAAUUGUUGAUCAGCAAGUGUGGGAGGACUUCAAAAGAACCGUAGAAAAGCGGCAGGACGGUUACUAUGUGCGACUGCCCUGGAAAGACUUCCAGGUAGACUUACCAGAUAACAAGGCAAUCGCAUAUAGGAGACUGACAAGUUUGUGGAAGUCAUUGCAGAAAGAGGAAAAACUACUAGACCAGUACAACGAAGUUUUCCAAGAACAGCUUCGUCUGAAUAUACUGGAGAAAGUUAAAGGGGAAUCGCAGCCAGGGACUCGAGUCCACUACAUCCCACAUCAGGCUGUGAUAACGCCUCACAAGUCAACGACCAAACUACGUGUCGUUUACGACGCCUCAGCUCACUACAAAGGGUCCCCUUCAUUGAAUGAUGUUCUUCAUCGAGGACCAGUGAUCCUACCGCUUCUCUACGGAAUUCUGUUACGAUUUCGAAUCGGACAGAUCGCAAUGAUAUCUGACGUGGAAAAGGCAUUUCUGCAAGUGCGACUUCACGAAGAAGAUCGCGACGCCACAAGGUGUCUUUGGUUGAAGAACCACAGGCAAGCACCAAGUCCGAAUAACGUCCAAACUCUUCGCUUCACUCGAGUAACCUUUGGGCUUAUGCCUUCUCCAUUCCUCCUAGCCGCAACAACACACUAUCACCUAGAUCAGUAUAAGGAUACCAAGUUGGUGAAGGAAAUGAAAGAGAAUCUGUACGUAGACAACCUCAUCCUAUGUACAGAUCAGACAGAAGGGGCGAUCAAGUUGUACCAUACCACUAAAGGAAUGUUUCAGGACUUAAAAAUGAAUCUACGGGAGUUUGUCUCCAACGAUAAGGAAACAAUGCAAGCAAUUGCUUGCAAGGACAAGUCUCCAGAACUAGCGCCAAAAGUGUUGGGAAUAAAAUGGGAUUCGGUAAAAGAUGCAUUUGCAAUUACCUGCCGGAUGAAAAAAGGCACCAACACUACGAAACGUACUGUCGCAAGUACCAUAGCUUCCGUCUACGAUCCAAUGGGUUAUCUGACACCACUGCUUCACAAAGCAAAAGUCUUUCUUCGCUCUUUGUGGCAACAGAGUUUUGACUGGGAUACCAGUCUGCCCAAAAAACUGACUGACGAAUGGGAACAAAUUACCCAAGACGCAGAUGGAUUUGAGAAGUCAAUUUCUCGGUGCUUAUGUCCAAAAGAGACCGAGCAUGAAAUAAUCGCAUUUGCGGACGCAAGUUCAGAGGCAAUCUCGACAUGCAUUUACCUGCGCUCCAAGGAUCAAGCAAGUCUGCUCAUUGCAAAAGGCAAGCUACCAACUCUCAAGUCUACAAUCACAAUGCCAAAGAUGGAACUUAAUGCAGUCACACUUGCCAUGAGAGUUGCAAACUCAACAAUUACGCAACUACAAUCUGUCGUCAAGUUAACACAUCUGGUUGUGCUAUCAGACUCAGAGAUCGCCCUCCAGUGGAUCAAAUCGAAACCACAGAAGGGAGUAGGAAAGAUGAUCACCAGCAGACUCACGGAGAUCAACAAAAUUGUGAACCACAUAGAGGAAUCAGGAUGUCAAGUAUGGUUUGCUCACGUAGCCUCAUCAGAGAAUCCGGCAGACUGUGCCACUCGAGGCUUAUCCAAAGCGGAAUUGCUCAACCACUUUUGGUGGACUGGACCGUCAUUUCUGCGGGAGAAUCCAAAAGAAUGGAAGAGCAUUACGUUCUUCCAGCAAAAAACGUCGGGUGAAGAUGAGGACGAAUCAAUGUUUAUGACAAGUGUAAAUGUACAGCAGACUACUCCAGAUCCACUUGACCGCUUGAAGAAGUAUCCGCUCACAACGAUCAAACGCAUUGAAGCAUAUGUAUUACGAUACAUCAGGAUCUUGGUGGCAAGGGUAAACAAGAGACGAACUGUUCCAAUAGUUUUAUCAAGUUGGCUGAAUCCGGAGGUUAUGCAUGAGGGGAUAGAAUUAAAUGGAUCCGAGAUUGCCGUGGCAGCUAAA